AAAGCCGCUGGAGGUAUCUCUGGGCCACAAGUAUCUAGCUGUACAUAAGUCAUUUUGACAACUGACGAAGAAGAGAGACGGCGAUAAUAAAAGGGAGAGUUAGCUUAGAGUUAAAAGAGAGAGCUAAGUGCCCUAUAACUCUGCAUGGCUGAUCACAAGAUGAUGGACCAUGAAGUGGCUGACCUCCCCAGUGGCCCCCUGGAUAUCUAUAGGAAAAAAGUCUCUUUCAGCUGGAAGGAUAUGCUCCGCUUCAUAGAUGGAGAGGAAAUGCUGGCAUUCAAGCAACAUGUGUUCAGGACGCUGGAGAAUGAUCCUCUGUUUGCCCGUCGGCCCGGUGAAGACGUCCCUGUUGAGAAAAUGAAAGAGCUGACUUUCCUAAGGGUGAAGCAGCUCUUCCGCUAUGACUUUGUGACAAAAGAAGAGGCAAUGGUCAAUCCCUGGAAGGCUGUGGUCCUCAAUGAGUGUCUGGGCAUGUACGACUUGGCCAUGGCUUCCAAGUUCUUCCUCAACAAAGGGAUGUUUGGAGCAACUAUUGCCAACUCAGGAUCAGAGAGACACCGCAAAUAUGUUGAAAACACUGAAGACAUGACGACAUUUGGAUGCUUUGCACUGACUGAAAUGAGUCAUGGCAGCAACACCAGAGCCAUGAGGACAACAGCCGUGUAUGACCCCUCCACCCAGGAGUUUGUGAUCAACUCUCCGGACUUUGAGGCUGCCAAGUUCUGGGUGGGGAACCUCGGUAAGACUGCCACCCAUGCUGUGGUGUUUGCUCAGCUCUACACACCUGACAAGGUGUGCCACGGCCUGCACUCCUUCAUUGUCCAGGUGAGAGAUCCCAAGACCCUACUGGCUCUGCCGGGUGUGCUGGUUGGAGACAUUGGCAAGAAGCUGGGCCAGAAUGGACUGGAUAAUGGGUUUGCUUUGUUCGACAAUGUGAGGAUCCCACGGGAGAACCUACUAAAUCAGACAGGAGAUGUUACUCCUAAUGGUCGCUACGUUACACCAUUCAAGGACCCCAACAGGCGUUUUGGGGCGUCUCUGGGUGCCCUGUCAGGUGGAAGGGUGUCCAUCACCAGGAUAGCUCUGGCCAACCUGAAGCUGGCCCUGGUUGUGGCCAUCCGCUUCUCAGCCACCAGGAGACAAUUUGGACCAAAAGACAAAGAGGAAGUUCCUGUUUUGGAGUACCAGUUGCAGCAAUGGCGUCUGAUCCCCUACCUGGCAGCAGCGUAUGCUCUUGAAUACUUCUCCAAAUCCAUCUUCAUGAACUUUGUUGAGUUCCAGGUUGGACAGAUUAUGAGAGACAAGGGUGAUAGCCAAGCAGAGAUGGGCAGGGAGAUCCAUGCCAUAGGCUGCUCCAGUAAACCACUGGGCUCAUGGACCGCUCAGAGGGGGAUCCAAGAAUGCAGGGAGGCCUGCGGUGGACAUGGAUACCUUGCCAUGAACCGCCUGGGUAAUUUGCGUGAUGACAAUGACCCAAACUGCACAUAUGAAGGAGACAACAAUGUGUUACUGCAGCAGACCAGCAACUACUUGCUCAGCUGGCUCCAUGCCAAGCACCAUGAUGGUGUGCGGAUUGAGUCUCCACUUCACACUGUAGAUUUCCUGGAUGAUUUCCACAAGAUUAUGGGAAACAAGUUUACAGCAACAACGAUGGAGGAGUGUAUGGACUCUGCAGUGCCACUGGCAGCUUAUAAGUGGCUGGUGUGUUUCCUGUUGGAGGAGAGUCAGAAGAGGCUAGAACAGCAGAGGGCCUCGGGCAAGGAUGAGUUUGAGGCUCGCAACAACAGUCAGGUUUAUUACUGCCGUUCCCUGGCCAUUGCCUACAUUGAACACACCUGCCUCCAGAGGUUUCAUGAGCAAACUGCUGAUCAGGACACACCAGCUUGUCUCAAACCAGUACUAAGCAAGCUCUGUGCUUUGUAUGGGCUAUGGAGCCUCAGCAGCCACAUGGCCACACUGUACCAGGGUAAUUACUUGAGUGGAAGGAAGCCAGCAGAGUUGGUUCAGAUGGGCAUUCUCACUCUCUGCUCCCAGCUGAAAAAUGAUGCAGUUGCAUUGGUGGAUGUUUUUGCACCUCCUGAUUUCAUCCUCAACUCAGCUAUUGGCAAUGCUGAUGGACAGCUUUACAAGAACCUGUGGUCAACAGUGAUACAGGGCAGCCAGGUGCUGGACCGCCCGUCCUGGUGGAAAGAGUUCUGCUCAGACAAACCUGUGGUUGGAUCCCUGCGUCCAAAACUCUAGAACCCAGACAUACUCUCUACUACAACCCUGGUUUCUGGACUAUCUGAAUUUUAUGUUUAAAAUUAGCAUUACUUAAAAUAUUCCAACAAUGCAAUAGUUAGGAGUGUACAUAAGACAUGUCAUUUCCAUAUGUACACUGCUUUUUGCCAAAAAAAACCACAGUGUAACACUGCCACUGUCAGUUUAGGCACAAAAUGACGAUUAUUAAAUGCAAAAAAUAAGUGCAAAAAAUCACAUAUACAGACUACUCUAUCAAGUGUUUAUUAUGUAGGGAAUAAUAAAUGAGUGAUUGAAAGAGGGCCAUCAGACAUAGAACCCGACAGAAUCAAGAAGCUAGUUGCCAUGUGCUGAUGGGCAAACUGUAAACUGAAUAUCCUUAGGUUUUGGACUGUUGGUUGGACAAAACAAGACAUUUGAUGACGUAGGUUAAUGUACAUCUUUCCCUAUUUUCUUACAUUUUAUCAACCACACAAUUUAUCAGUUAUUCAAAAAAAUGAUCUGCGGAUUAAUAGGUAAUUCAAAUAUUAAUCAGCUGCACCCCUAGUUGACUUUAGAUGCUAAAUGGAGUGCUCCUUAUUCUUCAGCACUACUGCUAACAAAACAUUGUCUUUAACUUCUGAACUACAGAUUCCGGCAGGCAUGUAUUAAGAAAACUGGAUACCAUGUUUCAUGAUCACAACCCAUUAAUUCUGUGGUAAGCAGCUCACCACACACAUAUCCCCAAAAAGUAUUUUCAGCUUCUUCAGGUUUCUGUGUUUUAUGGCCUAUAAAGCGUUAGAGUCGUUCUCUUCACAGGGUGACUUCCUGUCAGCUGUCUGCACACAUGAAUGGUACAAAACUAAUUGACAGAUAUAGCCUCUGCAAGACUUUUUUUAUUUUUAUCUUUAUGUGAUUAUACAAAGAGUAUUAUCAAAGUGGUUGUGACCCUAGGAAAAAUGUAUUCAUUGUUUUACAGCUGUUCCUUUUGUAAUGAUUGUGUACGGGAAAGAGGUUACUUGGGCCAAUAGUCAACAUGUGAUCCUACAAUUCUGAGUGUAGUCACUAUGCCAAAGCCACCUCAAAGCCCAGAGCUGGGCUUAGAAGCUUAGUUACAAGAGCAAGUUUGUUUUGCUCAGCUGUCAAUCAAAUGUACCGUGGCAAGCCCACUCAGAGGCUUGGAGACUAAAUGGGCAUUUCUGAUAUAUACUGAAAUACAUGAUUUCCUUCCUUUCAGUGAUUUAAAAAAUAUUUAUAGUAAAUUUAAAAUAAUUUGUCAUGAUUUUUGACUGCAAAAAGGGAUUACUUGUGAUUUCAGUUGGACUUAAUAUGUGCUUUUUUUUCACUAUGUCACCAUAGUUAUGUGUAGUGGAUAUUAUGAUGUAUUGAUUUAAAAGUCAAACACUGAUUAAAAAUGGCUUGAUUUCAUCUUUAAUGUAAAGCUGUUUCACAGGAAUUCAGUCACUGACAGUCAUGAUCAUCUGUUCUGUAACAUGUAACUGAUUAUGUGGAUUAAUAACCUUGUCACUUUUUUGUCCUUAACACAGCAGUAAAACUAUUUUACAACAGCAGGAAUUCCAGUGCAGUUAUGUUUCAGUUACAUUUUAAAAUCAUCUUUAUGGCCAUACAAAGUAUCACUAUAAGUGCCCAUAAAGGGAAAUAUUAACCAGGGACUGGGUACAAAAAGCAAAGUAAUUUUGAGUGCUGACUUCUGAUGCUGAAGUUACACAUACACAUACAUUUGUGGCUGUAAAGGCUGGUCCUAACAUUGUUCUUGUAACAUUAAUGUGUGUCUAUGUGUAGCUUCAGUGUUACAGUGUGGUAAGUUUAUGUCUGAGUCAGUUUUCUGCUUUAAAUCGGUACUCACGUUUAAAGAAAACUUUUCUUUUUUCACACAUUCUCAAUGUAACCAUAUUGUUGCUAUUUUGUUUGCACAGGUCUAUUUCGAUAUUCACAUUUUUUUUCUUAAAAUACACAUUUUUUUCUACAAAUUAAGUUUUUUUUUCACAGGUACAAGUAAACAACCACAAGCUUGCAUUCCUGAAUAUUAUUUCUUUUUUAUUUUUUUGCCCAUAUAAGUGAAUCUAAGUUUGAUUUUUACCUUAUUGUAUUUCAUAGUAGACUAAUGUGACGUGAUGUUGUUCACAUCACAUUCAAUUA
Messenger RNA from Xiphias gladius (swordfish), 4377 nucleotides. RefSeq names its product acyl-CoA oxidase 3, pristanoyl (gene acox3). Lineage: Eukaryota; Metazoa; Chordata; Actinopteri; Istiophoriformes; Xiphiidae. The record is from RefSeq and is a predicted model, not a curated record. The transcript has 19 exons. Gene Ontology annotation, biological process: fatty acid beta-oxidation using acyl-CoA oxidase; lipid homeostasis. Gene Ontology annotation, cellular component: peroxisome. Gene Ontology annotation, molecular function: fatty acid binding; pristanoyl-CoA oxidase activity; FAD binding. Bases 145 to 2241 code for a protein of 698 amino acids.